AAUAAAUAAUUUCAAGGUUAAAAAUGAAUUUAAAUAUACAAAAAAAUAAAGGUCGUUUAUUACGCCGUGAAAUCGAUAAUGUCUUAAGUGCAAUUAAACGUUUAUUUUUUUAUUUUAGCUUAGCAUCGACGCUGGCGAGGUCACCAGCAUUGAUACUCUCGCGUCUUUUGAAGAGGAAUUUAGUAGAACAAGCAAGGAAUUUAUCCUUAGUAGACCCCAGACUCUUCCUGAACAGAACCAGUCAUUCUGGGUUCUUUACCGUAGAUGAGAAGUACAAUUCCAACCUCUUCUUUUGGUACUUCCAAGCUGAGAACUUUACUCCGGAUACUCCAUGGAUAUUGUGGCUGCAAGGAGGUCCAGGAGCUACCAGCCUCGCCGGCUUAUUCGACGAAAUAGGACCCUUCGAAUAUAGCAACAAUCAGUUGAAAUUACGCAAAUACUCAUGGACGAAGGACCAUUCAGUGCUGUUUAUCGACAACCCUGUGGGCGCCGGCUUCAGCUUUACUGACAGCCCUAAGGGUUUCGUCCAAGACAUGGCCACGUGUUCAAGUCACCUGUACAGCGCCUUACGUCAGUUCGUGAUGGUGUUCCCAGAGCUGAAGAAGGCUCCUCUCUACAUCGCCGGGGAGUCGUAUGCUGGCCGGUACCUGCCGGCACUAGGCUUGAAGAUACUAGAACAGGAUAGAAGUAUCGGAGUGUUGGAUGUUAAUCUGCAGGGGAUAAUGAUUGGCAAUCCAGUGUUGGGUCGCGACAGCAUAGCAGAUUACAGCACGUUCUACCACCAGUGGGGUCUGGUGGACACACAAGGCAAACUUGCCGUCAAACCUCUACAGGACGCUUACAAUAAGGCUAUAGAAAACGGAGAGUCGGACACAGCGGCACGUCUCCGGGAGGAACUCCUAAACAAACUUGACGACAUGUCAAUGCAACAGCAGACCUUCAACAUUCUUCUAGACAGCAUCUCCAACCUUAAUGACUUCGUUGAGUACAUCACAAGACCCGAAGUGAGCGACGCGCUACACACCGGGAGCAUCAAGUUUGUCUUCCACAAUGACACUGCUCACGCGAGGCUGACUCCAGACUUCCUGAGUGAAGUGAACUCGAAGGUUGAGAUGCUGCUCAACCAUUAUAGGGUGCUGAUAUACUGCGGACAGCUGGACCUGACAGCUCCAUGCGUGCCGAACGCGGAGGCGCGGCGCAAGCACUGGCGCUGGAACCAUCGACAAGACUUCCUCAAUGCCGCGAGGACACCGUGGUGGUACGACGGCAGGGUCGCCGGAUACGUCAAAAGCGGAGGUAGCCUGACUGAAGUAUUGGUCCGCGGUGCAGGCCAUCUGGUCCCUAUGGACAGGCCAGCAGAGACCGUCGAGCUGAUCACUUACUUCAUCAAGAAUUACGAUCUUCAACUGCCGCCAAACUACCACAUCGUCCCUGAAGAUACUGCGAAAUAUAUAGACCAAGAUGAAGGGAUCUCAAAAGCUAUCUUACAGAUCCCUGGUGCUAACACGCCGUCUGGUUCCCAAGCUGCCAUGGUAGUGAGCAUAGUUCUCAAUGUGAUGCUCAUCCUAGCUAUAGUCUGUGGUGUUGUGUACGCAUUGAGGUGGAAGAAACGGACUGACGCGUAUCUAUACAACAACGUCGAAGAAACCAGCAUAACCUCAACCAUGUUUUAAAGCAAAGAGUACCAAAUUAGGGAUAAUUGUUGCUGGUUGUGUUGAUAACAAAAAAAAACCGGUUGUGUCUAGAGUUUUUGAGAAGUUGUUUUUAAAUAAGAAGAUUGAUCAAAAGAUCUCAGUAUGUUGUUCGAUCAAGAGCCAUUAUCUUUGACGCAGGAAAAUGCGUUUCCUCAUGACAUUAAUUUAAUUUUAAUUUAAUCGCGUCCUUUUAAACUCGCCAUAAAUUUAAGUACAGUAACUUACAAUACAAGACUAAUUAUUGAAUGACAAGUGAUGUGAAGGUUACGUAGGUGGUAUUAUUGACGUAUCUAACUAUAGGACCUUACCACUGCUUAGUGUGGUAGUGAGACGACGCUACACGGCGUAGAAAGGACUCUCUCGUUUUUCCGGCCAUACCAGACCCUCAGUGCCUUUUAGUUAUAAUCUUGUAAAUAUUGUAUUAUUAUUGAUAAUAUAAUUUAAGUAUUAUAAAUAAAAAGUAUGUUGUAUA
Molecule: messenger RNA, 2166 nt
Organism: Trichoplusia ni (cabbage looper)
Lineage: Eukaryota; Metazoa; Arthropoda; Insecta; Lepidoptera; Noctuidae
Product: venom serine carboxypeptidase-like
Exons: 7
Coding region: 24-1673 (549 amino acids)
Biological process (GO): proteolysis
Molecular function (GO): serine-type carboxypeptidase activity
Source: RefSeq, a predicted model, not a curated record